AUGGAGGAGGAGCUGAAGUGCCCAGUGUGCGGCUCCCUGUUUCGGGAGCCCAUCAUCUUGCCCUGUUCCCACAACGUCUGCCUGCCUUGCGCUCGCACCAUCGCAGUGCAGACACCGGACGGUGAGCAGCACCUGCCCCAGCCGCUUCUGCCCUCGCGGGGCUCGGGGCUGCCGGCGGGCGCAGCUGCCGCCGCCGCGCCCCCUCUGGACCACGACGCCGCAGCUGGCCCGGCCUGCAGCGGCGGGGGCGGGGGCGGGAGCACAACCAGCGGCCUGGGCGGCGGCGCGGGAGGUGGCGGGGACCACGCGGACAAGCUGAGCUUGUACAGUGAGACGGACAGCGGUUAUGGCUCCUACACGCCCAGCCUCAAGUCCCCCAACGGGGUUCGCGUGCUGCCCAUGGUGCCUGCGCCGCCCGGCUCCUCGGCCGCCGCGGCCCGGGGUGCCGCCUGCUCCUCGCUGUCCUCGUCCUCCAGCUCCAUCACAUGCCCGCAGUGCCACCGCAGCGCCUCCCUGGACCACCGCGGCCUGCGCGGCUUCCAGCGCAACCGGCUCCUGGAGGCCAUCGUGCAGCGGUACCAACAGGGCCGCGGGGCGGCGCAGGGGGCGCCCGCAGCCCCGGCCGUGGCCAUCUGCCAGCUGUGCGACCGCACCCCGCCGGAGCCGGCCGCUACGCUCUGCGAGCAGUGCGACGUGCUCUACUGCGCGGCCUGCCAGCUCAAGUGCCAUCCAUCUCGGGGACCCUUCGCUAAGCAUCGCCUGGUGCAGCCGCCGCCGCCGCCGGCACCCGCCGAGGCCGCCUCUGCGUCCCCAGGCGCGGCCCAGGGCGCCCCCAGCGGAGGCGGCGGCUGCAAGAGUCCUGGGGGCGCCGGCGCCGGAGCGACUGGCGGCAGCGCGGCCCGCAAGUUCCCUACGUGCCCCGAGCACGAAAUGGAGAAUUACAGCAUGUACUGUGUGAGCUGCCGAAGCCCGGUGUGCUACCUGUGCCUGGAGGAGGGCCGGCACGGCAAGCACGAGGUCAAGCCGCUGGGCGCCAUGUGGAAGCAGCACAAGGCCCAGCUGUCUCAGGCCUUGAAUGGCGUUUCCGACAAGGCAAAAGAAGCGAAGGAGUUUCUGGUUCAGCUGAAGAACAUCCUGCAGCAGAUCCAGGAGAACGGACUGGACUAUGAAGCCUGCCUGGUCGCUCAGUGUGACGCGCUGGUCGACGCUCUGACGCGGCAGAAAGCCAAGCUGCUCACCAAGGUCACUAAGGAGAGGGAGCACAAGCUGAAGAUGGUUUGGGACCAGAUCAAUCACUGCACGCUGAAGCUGCGCCAGUCCACCGGGCUGAUGGAGUACUGCCUGGAGGUGAUCAAGGAGAACGACCCUGCCGGGUUCCUGCAGAUCUCGGACGCCCUGAUCAAGCGUGUCCAGGUGUCUCAGGAGCAGUGGGUCAAGGGGGCCCUGGAGCCGAAGGUGUCCGCAGAGUUUGACCUGACCUUGGACAGCGAGCCGCUGCUGCAGGCCAUCCACCAGCUGGACUUCAUUCAGAUGAAAUGUAGGGUGCCGCCCGUCCCCCUGCUGCAGCUGGAGAAGUGCUGCACCCGCAACAACAGCGUCACGCUGGCCUGGAGGAUGCCGCCCUUCACCCACAGCCCCGUGGACGGCUACAUCCUGGAGCUGGACGACGGGGACGGGGGCCAGUUCCGGGAGGUGUAUGUCGGCAAGGAGACGCUGUGCACCAUCGAUGGGCUCCACUUCAACAGCACCUACAAUGCCAGGGUCAAGGCCUUCAACUCCUCCGGCGUCGGGCCUUACAGUAAAACUGUCGUCCUGCAGACGUCUGACGUGGCCUGGUUCACCUUUGACCCCAACUCUGGGCACCGGGACAUCAUUUUAUCCAAUGACAACCAGACAGCCACCUGCAGCAGCUAUGACGACCGGGUGGUGCUGGGCACAGCGGCGUUCUCCAAGGGUGUGCAUUACUGGGAACUGCACGUGGACCGGUAUGACAACCACCCAGACCCCGCCUUCGGGGUGGCCAGGGCCAGCGUGGUCAAGGACAUGAUGCUGGGCAAGGACGACAAGGCUUGGGCCAUGUACGUGGACAACAACCGCAGCUGGUUCAUGCACUGCAACUCCCACACCAACAGGACGGAAGGUGGCGUGUGCAAGGGGGCCACUGUGGGCGUGCUGCUGGACCUGAACAAGCACACGCUGACCUUCUUCAUCAACGGGCAGCAGCAGGGCCCCACGGCCUUCAGCCACGUGGACGGGGUCUUCAUGCCGGCCCUCAGCCUCAACCGCAACGUGCAGGUCACCCUGCACACGGGACUGGAAGUGCCAACAAACCUGGGGCGGCCCAAGCUGUCGGGCAACUAG
Pteronotus mesoamericanus is the source of this 2361-nucleotide messenger RNA. RefSeq names its product tripartite motif containing 67 (gene TRIM67). Gene Ontology annotation, cellular component: cytoplasm. Bases 1 to 2361 code for a protein of 786 amino acids. Gene Ontology annotation, molecular function: zinc ion binding; protein binding. The record is from RefSeq and is a predicted model, not a curated record. The transcript has 10 exons. Lineage: Eukaryota; Metazoa; Chordata; Mammalia; Chiroptera; Mormoopidae.